Saimiri boliviensis boliviensis (Bolivian squirrel monkey) is the source of this 2983-nucleotide messenger RNA. The record is from RefSeq and is a predicted model, not a curated record. Lineage: Eukaryota; Metazoa; Chordata; Mammalia; Primates; Cebidae.
UGCACACUCUGCUCUUCCAGGCGCUGGACCUCUUUGCCCCUUAGAUCAACGAGGGGAAUCCACUCUGCCAUGGGGAAGCCGCUGUCCCGCGGGGUAGAAAAGCUUCCCCAAAGUUCACCCCUUCCUCCCUGGCUACCCAGUCAAGAAGAAGCGGAGCAAGGAAAGGCGGGGGCUUCUCUGGGUUCUUACUCUCCUGGGGUCAGGUUUCCUCAGCUCGCUCUUUUAAAGAGGGUAAAUCGAGGAAGAGGCCCAUCUCCAUGGAAACCUUCUGGUAACAAGGGUGUGAAAGAGGAGAGGACGGGGUUUCAGGAAGAGGGGAAGGCGCUGGGGAUGGGCCUGGAGCUGAAAUGUCCCAGAAAGUGGCCCAGGAGCUGCAGGCGCCCGUGAAAAGCACGCGUUCCAUUUCCCGCGGUAAUGGCCAGAAAAGAUCUCCUCCCCGGCUCUGCCCCCUCUAGAGUCCUGGACCUCUAGGGACGCUCAUCUACACCCUUCCCAUAAAACCUGACCCAGCUGGGACGCAAAGGAGGGCCAUGAAACGCAACGCCCGGCUGAGGUGCCCCUUCCGGAAAGGCGCCUGCGAGAUCACCCGGAAGACCCGGCGACAGUGUCAGGCCUGCCGCCUGCGCAAGUGCCUGGAGAGCGGCAUGAAGAAGGAGAUGAUCAUGUCUGACGUGGCUGUGGAGGAGAGGCGGGCCUUGAUCAAGAGGAAUAAAAGAGAACGAAUCGGGACCCAGCCACCGGAAACACAGGGGCUGACGGAAGUGCAGCGGAUGAUGAUCAGGGAGCUGAUGGAUGCUCAGAUGAAAACCUUUGACACUACCUUCUCCCAUUUCAAGAAUUUCCGGUUGCCAGGGGUGCUUAGCAGUGGCUGUGAGAUGCCAGAGUCUCUACAGGCCCCAUCAAGGGAAGAAGCUGCCAAGUGGAGCCAGGUCAGGAAAGAUCUGUGCUCUCUGAAGGUCUCUCUGCAGCUGCGGGGGGAGGAUGGCAGUGUCUGGAACUACAAACCCCCAGUGGACAAUGGCGGGAAAGAGAUCUUUUCCAUGCUGCCCCACAUGGCUGACAUGUCAACCUACAUGAUCAAAGGCAUCAUCAAUUUUGCCAAAGUCAUCUCCUACUUCAGGGACUUGCCCAUUGAGGACCAGAUCUCCCUGCUGAAGGGGGCCACUUUUGAGCUGUGCCAACUGAGAUUCAACACGGUGUUCAACGCGGAGACUGGGACCUGGGAGUGUGGCCGGCUGUCCUACUGCUUGGAAGACACUGCAGGUGGCUUCCAGCAACUUCUACUGGAGCCCAUGCUGAAAUUCCACUACAUGCUAAAGAAGCUGCAGCUGCAUGAGGAGGAGUAUGUGCUGAUGCAGGCCAUCUCUCUCUUCUCCCCAGACCGCCCAGGUGUGGUGCAGCACCGUGUGGUGGACCAGCUGCAGGAGCAAUUUGCCAUUACCCUGAAGGCCUACAUUGAAUGCAAUCGGCCCCAGCCUGCCCAUAGGUUCCUGUUCCUGAAGAUCAUGGCCAUGCUCACUGAGCUCCGCAGUAUCAAUGCCCAGCACACCCAGCGGCUGCUGCGCAUCCAGGACAUACACCCCUUUGCUACGCCCCUCAUGCAGGAGUUGUUCAGCAUCACAGACAGCUGAGCGGCUGCCCUUGGGUAUCACCUCUGAGGGGCAGCCAGACCCAGGGCCCUCUGAGCUGCCACUCCUGGGCCAAGACAGAUGGACACUGCUGAGAGCUGACAAUGCCCUGCUGAGCCUGCCUCCCCAGGGAACUCCUGCUAUGACAGCUGGCUAUCAUUCCUCAGAAAGGACAUGGAUAACCCCCCGACCCCUAGUUCAGUCUGUAGGGAGUGAGGCCAUAGGCCCUUAUGUAGAGAGUGCACUGGCUUGUAGGUCACGACCGUCAGAGAGGCAAGGCUGCCCUUUCCUUCUAAAAGGCCCUGUGGUUGGGGAGAAAUCCCUCCGAUCCCACUAAAGUGUCAAGGUGUGGAAGGGGCAGCCAGGGCUGGGCCAUCUGGGGUCUAUGACCACAUACCCACGUUUGUUCGCUUCUUGAGUCUUUUGAUUGCUACCUCUAAUCAUCCUGUGUCCCACUUCCCUCUCAUUCCCAAUCCCAGCUUCCUCUUCCGAGCUGCUUGGCGGGCUCCAGGCCUGUGCUCAUUGGCAGGUGCAUGAGUAUCUGUGGGAGUCCUCUAGAAAGAAUAGAAGCCAGAAGACCUGCACCAAAUGCCAAAAGCUUGUCAUGACCUCAUUCUGGCCACAUCAUUCUGUAUCUCUGCAUCCAUUUGAACACAUUAUUAAGCACCAACAAUAGGUAGCCUGCUGUGGGGUAUACAAUGUUGACUCAGAUAUAGACCCUGAGCUCACAGAGUUUAUAGUUAAAAAAAAAAGAAAAACAGAAACACAAAUAACUUGGAUCAAAAGGAAAAAUGAUAAAUAACAAAAGCAGCACAAGGAAUUUCCUUGUGGAUGCUGAGCUGUGAUGACAGAUAUUGGGGACCCAAGUAAGGCUCCUAAGGACAUGAGUUUGUGGGAAUAAGGGCACAAACUUUGGCUGUGGGUGUGGAUGUGUGAUUUGGUGUAGGUAGGUCUGUUCCCCAUCUGACGGGGCCUGGGUUUGUUCCUGGGGCUGAAAUGCUGGCUGGGUAUGCUCUGUGACAAGGCUACACUGACAGUCAAACAUACCUGAGAAGAAGAAUUUGCAUGCACCUUAUAUUUCUAUGUACACAUCUAUUCUCCAAGCUAAAGCUAAAGGGUAUGAAAAUGCCUGCCUUAUUUAUAGCCACUUGUGAGUAAAUUUCUUUUUUUUUUUUUUUUUUUUUUGCAUUUUCACCAAUUAUACUUUAUAUAAGGCAUUCCACACCUAAGAACUAGUUUUGGCAAACGUGGUCCUGGGUUUAAUGUCAAAUUAAGUUAAGAGAAAUUAAAUAAUGAACUUUUGGCUAGAGAGGUAAACUUUUUUGGCCUUCUUUUCUGGGGAAAAUAAUGUAGGG